Alternaria infectoria is the source of this 474-nucleotide messenger RNA. RefSeq lists its product as uncharacterized. Gene Ontology annotation, cellular component: actin cortical patch. NCBI's taxonomy places the organism in Eukaryota, Fungi, Ascomycota, Dothideomycetes, Pleosporales, Pleosporaceae. Gene Ontology annotation, biological process: actin filament debranching; negative regulation of Arp2/3 complex-mediated actin nucleation. The transcript has 4 exons. The record is from RefSeq and is a predicted model, not a curated record. Bases 1 to 474 code for a protein of 157 amino acids. Gene Ontology annotation, molecular function: actin binding; Arp2/3 complex binding.
AUGGCAAGUGCCGCCAUCACUUCGCUGCUACGCGCGUCAUGCCGGGUCUCUUCCGAGGCACGACUAUACACCUUCUCUGAAGAGACCAAGUCCAAGCUACGCAAGUUCCGCCUGGGCACCUCGCGCGCCAAAGACCCCCAGGCCGUUAUCUACGAAAUCGAUAAGAAGACGCUCGAAGUACGCCAGUCGGACGAUGAGGUCUACACCGACGUACAGAGUCUCGCCGAUGAGCUCCCAGACCACGCACCGCGAUUUGUGCUCUUGAGCUACCCGUUGACCCUCGACUCGGGACGGUUAUCGGUACCAUACGUCAUGCUAUACUACCUGCCCAUCACAUGCAACAGCGAGGUGAAGAUGCUGUACGCCGGCGCAAAAGAGCUCAUGCGGAACACAAGUGAGGUGAACCGCAUCAUCGAGAUCGACAGUGCCGAGGAUUUGGAGGAGAUUGAAGACAAGUUGAAGGAGCAGAAGUAA